This is a messenger RNA of Alternaria arbusti, 675 nucleotides long. RefSeq lists its product as uncharacterized. NCBI's taxonomy places the organism in Eukaryota, Fungi, Ascomycota, Dothideomycetes, Pleosporales, Pleosporaceae. The transcript has 3 exons. The record is from RefSeq and is a predicted model, not a curated record. The coding region runs from base 1 to 675 and encodes 224 amino acids.
AUGGCCAAUCUCUACCUGAUGCAAGCCUUGUACGCCCCGAAGCCGCCUCGGUCUACCCCUAGUCCUGGUGUUUCUGCGCUCGACGACGGCGUGCAGCGACGACAAGGGCAGUCUGCAACGCCCGAGCAAGCCAUACGUGGUGAACGCCUCAGAAUGAUGGAAAUCGAAGAACCACCUGAACCCGACUCGGAGGCCGUGGCGCGCUGUAAACCGACUGGUGCCAAUGUACAGCCAGUCGGCAUCAAGAGCGAGUUCUCGAGCUCCGACGCUGCGGACAGGUUCUUGGAAUCGCUCCCGUCUUUUCCUGGCAACAUUGCUGUUACGCCUUCUUUGCCCUCGUCGAUGACACUCCUUGCUGGCCUUACGUAUCCAAUUGAGCGAUACCUACCAUCAGCGGGACCAUACUACGACCAGAACGCUCUACUACCUGUCUUUGGCUCAAUCUUCUUCAAAUACAAACCCUGCAUGAUCUGUUGGACCUGCCAUACCGCCGCAGGCUAUUCAAACAUGUCUUGCGGGAAGAUAUGCAAGGUCUGCAGAACCCGCCGCCACCCUGACGAGAGACCGUUCGAGAUCGACAAAUCCGUCCCGACAAACAAGAGCUCGCUGUCCUCUGUCAUACUAGCAGAUCUAUUAUGGUGCAUGUAUCAUCAAUGUCUGGUAGUGCAGGAGUAG